AGAUAAAUGGAGCAGAUGCCAAAAAGCCUGUCAAAGGAUGUCAAGCCUAAGCACUGGAAAGAUGAAAUUGAUUCCAGUCGAGUAGGCGCUGAAUAUUUCUUAUCACAACCUGCACGACCUGUCUUUAUUCCAGCAAAUUAUAUCCUUUCGUGCUUUGGGGCAGGAGGACUCAGAUCAGCUAUUGUCAGAAUGGUCGCAGUGGAUGGAUGAUCUUGGACGAAGCAAUUAUGAACAUAUUCGUCGAAGGGCAAAGUCAGCUGGGAUCAUGACAAAAUAUGACAUCGACAAAUAUUAUAAAACAAUAGAAGCUAAAACCUGGAGAGAUGAGAUUGAUGCAAAUCGUGAAGGAGCUGGCUAUUUCCUACUACAGCGUGGACGCCUUAACUUUAAUCCGACAGACUAUAUAGCCUUUCGAAGAUUGGAAAGGUCAGAGUCAUAUAAACUACCAAUAGAAUGGUCACAGUGGAUUCUGGAUCUCAAGGAAAGCAGUGACGAGCAUGUCCGUCGGAAGGCUGAUGCGGCUCCUAUAAUGGGAAGAGAUGACAUACACGGAUACUACAAGAAUAUUAUUGUUGAUGAACAUGAGCUGGAGAUUCUUGGAUUAUCAUCAAAGCAAACAAUUGGAGGGAGCCAUCAUCUUGCAUCCCUUCUGGAAGAUCGACAAGGGAAACCCAAUACUACACAGUCGCCCACAAGAUUGCCUUCAGUGCCUAUGAGUCCUUCGGAAUCUACACAAGAUCAGAACUUGCGAAAUGAUGACCAGCAUCUUGACAUGCCACGACAAAAGAAAGCCCGCAUUUGUUUGUCGCCAUUUCCACUUCAUGGAGCGUCCUCAGUAUCUUCCCGCCACACACCUCCUUAUGCUGGGGGGUCAGCAGACUCCUCCCCUGAGUUGUCAACGAUCUCACCUCCCUCAUCUCCGGAUUUUACUCUUGAUGGCGUUAAUGUGGAGCAGGAGGCGAACUCUUUUUUUUCCAAUGUUGGUACUCUACAAGAUAUUCUCUUCAACAGUCUUCAGGAGGGUAAAAACAUACCUUCAUGGGCCAAAAACCGACCGCUAAACACCUUCAUAUUGCGGCUCAAGGAAGACUGGGGCGUUAGAGUUACAAGUUUGUAUUACAAACCAGAGGCUCAUACCGAUGUCUUACCGCUGCCAUUUUUGGUUAGUCCGCUAUCAAUUACAAAAGGUUUAUUAAGUGGUAGGCUUAUAAUUGACUAAUACCGAUAUCGGUAUGAGUCUGUAGUUUUUGCAGCUUCAUACAAAGUUUGUAUGAAGCUGCAAAAACAAAACCUAUCCUUGACCAUACCUAUGUGGAUG
Messenger RNA from Lobosporangium transversale, 1318 nucleotides. RefSeq lists its product as hypothetical. The transcript is spliced from 3 exons. The record is from RefSeq and is a predicted model, not a curated record. The coding region runs from base 203 to 1219 and encodes 338 amino acids. Lineage: Eukaryota; Fungi; Mortierellomycota; Mortierellomycetes; Mortierellales; Mortierellaceae.